Lachancea lanzarotensis is the source of this 1765-nucleotide messenger RNA. RefSeq names its product tRNA(Thr) (cytosine(32)-N(3))-methyltransferase (gene ABP140). NCBI's taxonomy places the organism in Eukaryota, Fungi, Ascomycota, Saccharomycetes, Saccharomycetales, Saccharomycetaceae. The record is from RefSeq and is a predicted model, not a curated record. Gene Ontology annotation, molecular function: tRNA (cytidine-N3)-methyltransferase activity.
AUGGGUGUUGCCGACUUGAUUAAAAAGUUUGAAACGUUCAGUUCCCAGAAGCCUAGCUCAGAACAAUCUGAAGCUGGGAAGAAUGUGGAAGCACAGCGCUCUUCAAAGAACGAAGCUGACAUCAAAACCGAUGAAGUUGAAAGAACAAUGACCACUUCAAUUGAAGAAAAGAAGUCAGAUGUUUCGAAUAAUGAGAGCACGGACAAAUUGCAAAGCGCACUGGCAAAAGAAAACUCGACCAGGGAAGAUAACUCGAUUGAAAGCCAUGAAGGGUCUGCCGUGAAAGAAAAUGACUUGAAUGAGCAAAAUAAACCACAGCAGAGCGAUCAGGAGACUAAGAUAAAGCCUGUGGAAAUUGAAUCUGUUUCAGGGCCAAAAGGAGAAUCCUCUGAUAAUUCUGAGUCUCUAGCCCUUGAAAAGCCAUCUGAGGACGAAGCAGAGAGUUCUGAAUCAGGCUCAAGAAAAUUUGAACCAGAAAUCAUGGCUGGUUCUGAAGUGAAAGAUCAAUCAGAGGACUUAACACCUUCAAAUAAGCCAGAGGAAGAAGAAGAACAAGAAGAACAGGAGACAGCUGACGACAGCCAAUCUUCUCCGGAGCCUGCUGCAGAGGAGAGUAGAGAAGAAAGUGCUUCUAGUAAGAAAAACAAAAAAAAGAAGAACAGAAAGAAGAAUAAGAAAGCUGCUGCCGCUGCAGAGGCCAACUCUGCAUCUAUGAACCCUGAACUUGUAGCCCAAGAAGCUUCUGAUUCACUUAGGCCUCUCUAAAUCCCCAACAGAUAAACAAAUUGAGAUUCUCAGUGCAGAAGUUCAAGACGAGGCGGUUGAAUCCGCCAAACAUGAGGUCGAAGGCUCGAGAGAAACAACCCCCGACACACGCAUCGGACGCGAUGAUCCUUUUCAGUUCGGGCGACGGCAACUCAUCGAAGAAUCCGAUGUUUGGAAUCACAAUGCCUGGGACAAUGUUGACUGGGGCGAAGAGCAGGUUCUACAAGCGGAGGAAAAAAUCGCGGAGCAACAUAAGUCUCCAGUCUCUGAUUACGAUAAGAAUCUUUAUAAUUCCAACCCAGCACGGUACUGGGACAUCUUCUACAAGAACAACAAGGAGAACUUCUUCAAAGACAGGAAAUGGUUGCAGAUAGAGUUCCCUUCAUUAUAUGAGGCCACAAAAGCGGAUGCAGGUCCCAAGACCAUUUUCGAAAUUGGCUGCGGUGCAGGUAAUACAAUGUUUCCUAUACUCAGUGAAAACGAAAAUGAGCAUUUACGAAUCAUAGGAGCAGAUUUCGCGCCCAAAGCCGUUGACCUGGUCAAGACCAGCAAGCAUUUUGAUGCUAGAUAUGCCCACGCCGCUGUGUGGGAUCUUGCGAAUCCCGAGCAUGAGCUGCCCGAUGGCGUCGAACCUCAUUCGGUGGACAUUGCGGUUAUGGUAUUUGUAUUCAGCGCGCUAUCUCCAGAGCAAUGGUCUGAUGCAAUGGAGAACCUGCAUAUGAUAUUGAAGCCCGGUGGUCAAAUACUUUUCCGGGAUUAUGGAAGGUACGAUUUGGCCCAGGUCAGAUUCAAGAAAAACAGACUGCUAGACGACAACUUCUACAUUAGAGGUGAUGGUACUCGCGUCUACUUCUUCACGGAGGACGAGCUCAGAGACAUUUUCACUCAGAGAUUCAUCGAGAAGCAGAUUGGUACAGACCGUAGGCUACUCGUGAACCGGAAAAGGCAAAUAAAAAUGUACCGCGUAUGGCUGCAAGCGAUGUUCGAAGUUCCAUCGUGA